This is a messenger RNA of Gregarina niphandrodes, 651 nucleotides long. RefSeq lists its product as hypothetical. Gene Ontology annotation, molecular function: nucleic acid binding. NCBI's taxonomy places the organism in Eukaryota, Apicomplexa, Conoidasida, Eugregarinorida, Gregarinidae. The record is from RefSeq and is a predicted model, not a curated record. The transcript has a single exon. Bases 1 to 651 code for a protein of 216 amino acids.
AUGAAAAAUCUGCAACUUAGUGUUCAGGAUGCGUUAUCAUUUGCAUUAUUUGGUUAUCGAGCUAGCAUUCAUUCUGCUACUGGUCAUUCCCCCGCGUUUCUAGUUUAUGGUCGAGACCCGAUUUCCCCCUACUCGCAAGACUAUCGGCUACACGGUGAUGGAUCUGUCGAUCGUCUCGUUGCCCUCAACGAAAUUCGCAUGGACAUUCUCUCAAAUCUAGAGGUGUUAUACAACUUCUCACGCAAACAAACUCCGGAUCUAAACGGAAAACUCGAACUUAACGAUCUAGUACUUGUUGCUCUGAACCCGAGUGAGAUUUACCACAACUCAGUUUUAAGUCGGAAUUCAGAAAAAUUGGUUCCUUGGUGGUCUUUGCCUUUCCGAGUAAUCCACAUUUCCAAUAAUGGUUUUCGGAUUUCGGUGCGAAGCCUACUCAAUUGGACCACCAAAACGGUGUCUCGAACACAAGUUAACAAAAUUAGCUUUCCAGAUGACCCAAAACUGAAAGAGGAUUGGAUCCAACAUCUCACCGCAGAGAUGUCGAGUACCUUGCAUCCGUCUUUGAACUUCAAGAGGCUUAUGACGAAGUUACAGCGCCCGCAGUUGAAGUUAGUUCGGCCUGAUUCUCUCAGUUUAGGAGAGGGAAACUAA